UUUUUUUGGUUAAAAAAUGUUAUUUGAAUAUUAAAAGAAAAAAGAUAUAUAUACGAAACAAAAUGAUUUUAAAAUCAUUCACCAAUUAUUAUUCAAUUAAUUCUGUUUCAAAAUAAAGUUACCCGUACUUCUAAAUACAAAAAAGGGUUUUAGAUGAAAGUGAUGACGGAUUAACAAAGCAGUGUACAACACACGUCCUGAUAAAGAUGAUAUGCCUAUGCCUUGGGAUACUGGUAAAAGAAGAAGGCAAAACGAUAUUUAUGUCAAAAUCAGCAUUGGUAUCCCCCUCUAAAAUAGAAUCAUGAACGACAAUGUUAACUCAACCAUAAAACGGUCGUAAGUAUUGUUGUAAAGGCCACGACAGAACUACUGCAUAUAUUUCCAUUAAUAAAGUUGAUGAAAUUGGUACUGCAUAUAUUUCCAUUAAUAAAGUUGAUGAAAUUGGCCGUACUGUACUACAUUCAAGUUUGAACAUUCCUCUAAAUAUUCAUGAAAGUUUCUCAGAGAAUCGGAUAAAUAAAUUGCUAAAAUUAUCCUGGAUGAUGACUAAGAUAAAAACCGGUCCCAACGUCAACCAACCUGAAAAUCCCGGUCCCACAAAUUCUGUCGAACCCACUCCCUAUCCCACGGUAGAACCGCACGCGGUCGUAGCUCCAAACCCAACACAUCCUACUUUGGCCUAUUCUUUCAAAAUAGGCAUAUCUACAGUCCAGAAAAUAAUUAGGACAACAAGCCAAGCUAUAUGGCAAACUUUGGUAGGCAAACAUAUGCCACCACCUACUCUCACUGACUUUGAGAGGAUAGCAAAGGAGUUUGAAGUGAAAUGGAAUUUACCAAAUUGUGUGGGAUGUAUUGAUGGAAAACACUGCAGAAUUAGAAAGUCACCUCAUUUUGGCAGUGGGUUCUACAAUUAUAAACACUUUUUCUCUGUGGUUUUACAAGGAAUUGUGGAUGCCAAAGGCAAAUUUAUAACAGUCGAUGUAGGAAGUUUUGGCAGUGAAUCUGAUGGAGGUGUUUUUGCUAACUUCAAAAUAUAUAAAAUGAUAGAAAAUGGAGAGAUACAAUUACAUCCUUCUAAAAGAUUGCCGAAUUCCAGCCUCAUUUUCCCACAUUUUUUUGUCACUGAUGAUGCCUAUCCUUUGAAGUCCUAUAUUUUAAAGCCUUAUAAAGGUAUCCUUACCCCUCAACAAGAGGCCUUUAUUAUCGGAUAUCUCGUGCUAGGAUACAAGUCGAAUGUGCAUUUGGCAUCUUGAGAGCUAAAUGGAUGAUUUUUGAUCGUCCUAUGGAUACAAAACUAUCACUUACUGAAUAUAUCAUAAAAACAUGCACAUUAUUACAUAAUAUAAUUAUUGAUAAGGAAAGAUUUAUUUCUUUUAAUCCUAAAAUAAAAUCACCCCCUGAAAAUUUAUUUAAACCACAAUCAAUUAAAUCAGCAACAAAUAUUGCAAAGUUUAAUAGAAAUUUAUUAUGCUUAUAUUUAUAUAAA
Molecule: messenger RNA, 1486 nt
Organism: Gordionus sp. m RMFG-2023
Lineage: Eukaryota; Metazoa; Nematomorpha; Gordioida; Chordodea; Parachordodidae
Exons: 6
Coding region: 540-1253 (237 amino acids)
Source: RefSeq, a predicted model, not a curated record